This is a messenger RNA of Condylura cristata (star-nosed mole), 1959 nucleotides long. RefSeq names its product sperm associated antigen 16 (gene SPAG16). Lineage: Eukaryota; Metazoa; Chordata; Mammalia; Eulipotyphla; Talpidae. Gene Ontology annotation, cellular component: axonemal central apparatus. Gene Ontology annotation, molecular function: protein binding. The record is from RefSeq and is a predicted model, not a curated record. Bases 11 to 1894 code for a protein of 627 amino acids. Gene Ontology annotation, biological process: axoneme assembly. The transcript has 16 exons.
GAGCGUCGUCAUGGCUGCUCAGCGAGCAAUGCCCGCCUCUCCCCUGAGGGUGCUGGAGGAAGCGUUGGGCAGCUUGACCGCUGCCGGGGAUGCCGAAGAAGCGGUGACCGCCGAGGGCGCCUACUACCUGGAGCAGGUCACAAUAACUGAAGCAUCUGAAGAUGAUUAUGAAUAUGAAGAGAUACCAGAUGACAAUUUUAGCAUUCCAGAAGGUGAAGAAGAUUUGGUAAAAGCAUUUCAGAUGGUCCAAGAACAGGCUAUAGACACUCAGCUUUUGGAGCAGAAAACAGUUCUACCUUCAAAGCCUGCAGUACCUGAAGUAAUAGAAGAUUUCCUUUGCAAUUUCCUGAUCAAAAUGGGAAUGACCAGAACUCUUGAGUGCUUUCAGUCUGAAUGGUAUGAGUUAGUACAGAAAGGAGUAACUGAAGUUAGAGAUGCUGGGAAUGUUCCAGAUGUCUACACCCAAAACAUGCUUUUAGAAAAUGAGAACAAAAAUUUGAAGAAAGACUUGAAGAACUACAAACAGGCGGCUGACAAAGCUAGAGAGGACCUGCUGAAAUCUCAGAAAGAGCGUGAUUUUCACCGAAUGCACCACAAGCGAAUAGUCCAGGAAAAAAACAAAUUAAUUAAUGACCUCAAAGGGUUGAAGUUGCAUUAUGCAUCCUAUGAACCAACAAUGAGGGUGUUACAUGAAAAGCACCACACUUUAUUGAAGCAGAAAAUGCUGACCUCCUUGGAAAGAGACAGAGCAGUUGGGCAGAUUUCUGGACUUCAAGCAACAUUGAAGCAUUUGGAAAUAGGGCACAGUUGCCAUGUUCCAAAUAUCAGAGUUGCUCCAAAUUUUGAAAGGGAAAAUGCACCAGAAGGUCCUACCCAAAAAAGUCUUCGUGAAGCCAGGGAACAAAACAAAAGUAAAGCAAGGAUGAAAGAUAAUUUAAAGGAUUCGGAAUUUCCCACUGAUAUACAACCACAUCCAAACUUGUACUUAUAUAAAGAAAACAUUUGCCCAGCAAAAUUUGACUACAAGCUGAACAACAUAUUUAGACUUCAUGAACUUCCAGUGAGCUGCAUUGUCAUGCAUCCCCGCAAAGAUAUCUUAGUCACCUGUGGAGAGGACCACCUUUGGAAGAUGGUGGGUCUCCCCAAAGGCAAUGUGCUUCUCACCGGGUUCGGUCACACUGACUGGCUUUCAGGUUGCUGCUUCCACUUCAGUGGCAAUAAGCUGGCUACGUCAAGUGGUGACUGUACAGUGAAGUUGUGGGAUCUGUCCAAAGGUAGCUGCAUUUUGACCUUUGAAGGACACAACCACGCUGUGUGGUCCUGCUCGUGGCAUUCCUGCGGUGAUUUUGUGGCCUCUUCUUCAUUGGAUACAACAAGUAAAAUAUGGGAUGUUAAUAGUGAAAGAUGUAGGUGCACUUUGUAUGGACACACCGAUUCUGUGAACACCAUAGAGUUUUUUCCUUGCUCGAACACUCUUCUCACAGGUUCUGCAGAUAAGACUCUGUCAAUAUGGGAUGCAAGAACAGGUAAAUGUGAACAUUCUCUCUAUGGUCACAUGCAUUCCAUCAAUGAUGCCACCUUCGCCCCUAGGGGUCACAUGAUAGCAUCUUGCGAUGCCUGUGGUGUUACAAAACUAUGGGAUUUUCGGAAGCUCUUACCAAUUGUGUCCAUUGACGUAGGUCCAAGCCCUGGCAAUGAGGUGAACUUUGAUUCUUCAGGUCGAGUUUUAGCUCAGGCAAGCUGCAAUGGGGUUAUACAUUUGCUGGAUCUUAAAUCCGGGAAGAUUCACAAAUUGAUGGGCCAUGAGAGUGAGGCACACACAGUCGUUUUUUCUCAUGAUGGAGAGAGUCUGUUUUCUGGAGGCUCUGACGGCACUGUUCGAACAUGGUCUUGACCAUCGGUAUAUCCCACUGCAGAGGGCAUUCCUUUUAAGGCUUGGAAGAAAUGCCUCUCAUAGUC